CACAAAAAUAAAAUAAAGCAAAUUUAAAGAACAUUCAGCUCCCUGUGAGGAGCCAAACGAACCUCGUUAAAAUACAUAAACAUGACUAGGACAGUAUGAUGUAUACAUUUUUGUUAUUGAAUAAUCACAUCAACAACAAAAAAAACACAUUAUAAGUAGCCAUUAUUGUUAGCACAUGAUGAAGCUAGCAAGCCAAAGAUGAACGCAACAGAGAUAGAUAGGUCAAGAUUAAGAUUUGGAAUUGGGAUGGCAGUAUAGUAUAUUCUCCAAUAAUGGCCUGUGUUGAUUCAAGAAAGUGAAGGGGUUAGUUGCAAUAAAUGAAUCCCCAGAUUUUGUUAGUUUCCCCCUGUGUGAUUUCAUUGUCUGGAUUUAAAUUAUGAUUUAUCAAUCAAAUCUUGAAGUGGGGUCGAAAGGGUGUGGAAUUCAAUCUCCAAUCAAAUCACCAAAAGGGAAAUCGUAUGAGCAUCAGCUAAACUUGGUUGAUGGAAGGUGGUAGAUAUUCGGUUGAUUUGGGUAACCUCCAACGCAAUCGAAGAAACGAGAUUGGGAGGAAGAAAUCCCGCAAAGGUAAAGAACUUGCCGGGUCUUCAUCUCAAAGCCGAGAUGAUUUUGAAACGGGUUACCAAAGGCGAGAUGGAGAUGCGAUGUCCGAAGAACAACUCCAACAAGAAUUGGCCCGACAUAAUAACCGCUUUCUACAACAACAACUAAUGCCGACGACCAUUGACGAAGAGGAGCUUGAGGAUGAAGAUGCGGAGGAAUUGGAACCGGAGACGGCCGAGGAGGAGGGUGCCGGCAGCCACGACGCCGACGCGCCUGCCUCAUCCCAAACCGCCACCGGUAAUAAAAAAAGUAAGUCUGAACUAAUGAAAAAUAAUUUUGAUAAAUGGAAGGACCCACAAACCGGCUAUUGGCACGCAACUUGCAAGUGGUGCAACAACAAUUAUAGUUUGGGAACCUCCGGCGGAUACGGAUACGCCGCAAGGCAUCUUAAGGCAAAGCACCCCGUGGAGUAUGCAAAAUUAGGCGGCGGAACGGGGAAGCAAACUCAAAUAUCGAGGUUUGCGAAUUCUCAACCUUUUGGUAAUUUCUCCUACAAUGAUGCACAAAAUUUGACUGGUAUGGCUAACUUAAUUUGUGAAGAAAAUUUGCCUUAUUUGUUUUUUGAAAGUCUUGCUUUAAGAGAUUAUGCACAAGGUAGUUUAAAUCAUCAAUUUAGAAAUUAUAGUCGCAAAACUGUUAAGAAAGAAAUAAUAAGGCUUUAUAAUGCGGAAAAGGUAAGGUUACAAAAUUUUUUUGCAAACUUUGAUGGGCGUGUUACUAUUUGUUCUGACAUAUGGGAGGAUGAUUUUCAUCAUUUAUAUUAUUUGGGUCUGACUGCACAUUAUAUUGAUGAGGAUUGGAAUAUGCAUAAACGUGUUCUUGCUUUUCGUGAAUUUAAUGAUCGUCACACCGCUGAACAUAUUUAUAUUUUGAUUGAGCGUAUUUUAAUUGAGUAUAAUUUGAUUGAUAAGGUGUUUGCUAUUGGUUUCGAUAAUGCUACUAAUAAUACUGCUGCUAUACCUAGAUUGCGUGAGUUGUGUGGUGCCAAUUCUUUGGUGGGUAGAUUUUUUUCAUCAACGGUGUGCAUGUCAUGUUAUAAAUUUAUGUGUGCAAGACGGUUUAAAAGCGUUAGGAGAUUCCAUGGAGGUAAUAAAGGGGGGGGUUAGACGUAUUUGGGGUAAUGGUCAACUUAGAUUAAAAU
Cuscuta epithymum is the source of this 1744-nucleotide messenger RNA. NCBI's taxonomy places the organism in Eukaryota, Viridiplantae, Streptophyta, Magnoliopsida, Solanales, Convolvulaceae. The record is from the annotation of a GenBank genome assembly.